Molecule: messenger RNA, 4163 nt
Organism: Anolis sagrei ordinatus
Lineage: Eukaryota; Metazoa; Chordata; Lepidosauria; Squamata; Anolidae
Gene: PNP
Product: purine nucleoside phosphorylase
Biological process (GO): nucleoside metabolic process
Cellular component (GO): cytoplasm
Molecular function (GO): purine-nucleoside phosphorylase activity
Source: RefSeq, a predicted model, not a curated record
AUGGACAUCAAACGGGAAGAGAGAUUUACCUAUGAAGACAUGAAGAAGACGGCGGACUGGCUGUUAUCCAAGACGAAACACCGCCCCAAAGUUGCCAUCAUCUGCGGCUCGGGCCUCGGAGGGCUGGCUGAUUUGCUGAAGGACCAAGUUUCCUUUGAAUAUUCCAAGAUCCCCAACUUUCCCCAGAGCACAGUGGUUGGCCAUGCUGGCAAGUUGGUGUUUGGAAACCUCAGUGGCACUCCCUGUGUUGUGAUGCAAGGCCGCUUCCAUAUGUAUGAAGGCUACCCACUCUGGAAGGUGACCUUCCCAGUCCGAAUCUUCCAUCUCCUUGGCGUGGAGACCCUCAUUGUGACCAAUGCUGCUGGAGGGCUCAACCCUGAGUACAAAGUGGGAGACAUCAUGGUGAUCCGGGAUCACAUCAACAUGCCUGGGUUCGCUGGGCAGAACCCACUGGUGGGACCCAAUGAUGAAAGAUUUGGGGUUCGCUUCCCUGCCAUGUCAGAUGCCUACGACCAGGACGUGAGGAAGCUGGCCCAUACAGUGGCGUCUGAGAUGGGUUGUUCUGGGUGCUUUCGCGAAGGUGUCUAUGUUGCCUUAGGAGGCCCCAACUACGAGACCAUUGCUGAAUGCCGCUUCCUGCAGCGACUGGGUGCCGACGCAGUAGGCAUGAGCACGGUCCCCGAGGUGAUUGUGGCCCGCCAUUGUGGCAUGCGUGUCUUUGGCUUCUCCCUCAUCACCAACAAGGCUGUCCUGGACUACGAGACCAAGGAGAAGGCCAACCACGCCGAGGUCCUGGAGGCCAGCAAGCAGAGCGCCCGCACCCUCGAGAAACUGGUUUCCCUGAUAGUCCAACGCAUCGAGCACAACAACAACGUGAAGUGAUGCAUGGAGAGAGAGAGAGAGGACCUCCAGCUUUGCGCAAUGAAGAAUCAUUCACACCUCAGCAUGUCGACUCUUCCCUCUUGCUUCCCUCGCUUCCUUCCCAAAGAUCCGUCAUGGUCAAAUCCAGCUGCUACGUUAUUUUGUUUUGCUGUCAGCUUGUUUUCUGUCCUGCUUCGGUGGCAGAAGAGCUUUCGCCCCAAUGAAUUGUCCUUCUGUUUGUGCAGUUGACCUGUGGUGCAGUGUUGGUCCAUCUCUGUUUGCCUCCCUGUAGCUUUAGAACCUUGUUGUUUCUGGUUGUUUGUAUUGCAAGACUCUCCCUCCUUCUCCCCAGAGUAGUGCCAGGUAUCAAAAUCACGUGGGUCUUGCAACAGCUCACCUUUUAAAUCACCUUCAUAUAUAUUUUUUAAAAACUAAUAAUUUGAAAUUGCAGGAUGUGAGUUUGUGAAAUUCUGAAGGAGUCUGCUUCCCAUUUCAAAGAGCUCAUAUCAAUAGGUAAAUAAAAUCAGAACCAGGAUAAUCAACAGUUUCCAGUGCCACUGCCAGGGUUUAUUUGCCCAAACGUAGAGUUACGUAAAGUUAGACUUCAAAGCUCACUUGAUCCAACCUCUUGGAUGUGUGCCUCAUUCCUUUUUGUCCCACAAACAAGAGCUGGCCUCCCAUAUUUGAAGUAUUGUCCAUUUGUCUUUUUUAUGGUAGGGAUGUUCUGUGUAUAAUCCACUUGUCUGUUUGAUCUUUUAGUCUCUCUUCCUCCACACCCUUUACAGCUUAUUUCUGAGGCCUCUUCUACACUGCUAUAUAAUUUUCAAAGCAGAUAAUCCACAUUGUCUGCUUUGAACCAGAUUAUCUGAGUCUACACUGACAUAAUCCAGUUCAAAGCAGAUCAUCUGGAUUUAAUAUGGCAGUGUAGAAGGAGCCUGAGGCUCCUUCCACACAGCUGAGUACAAUCUCCCAUUAUCUGCUUUGAACUGGAAUGAAUAUAUGUCAGUGUAGACUCCAAUAACCCAGUCCAAAGCAGAUAUUGUGGGAUUUUCUGACUUGAUAUUCUGGGUUAUAUGGCUGUGUGGAAGGGCCCCGAGAGGGCCUUAUGGACAGGGAUCUUUUCAGCCAACAACUUAAAAGGAUCUCAUUUUGUCCAAUAAUAAUAAUAAUAAUAAUACAACAAUGGCUUGUUGUAGGUUUUUUGGGUUAUAUGGCCAUGUUCGAGCGGCAUUCUCUCCUGAUGUUUUACCUGCAUGUAUGACAAGCAUCCUCAGAGGCUGUGAGGUGACCUCACAACCUCUGAGGAUGCUUGCCAUAGAUGCAGGCAAAACGUCAGGAGAGAAUGCCUCUAGAACAUGGCCAUAUAACCCAAAAAACCUACAACAACCCAGUGAUAAUAGCCAUGAAAGCCUUGGCAAUACAACAACAAUAAUAAUAGGAAAAGCUUACGCAGUAUGAGGAUUUAAAGAUUGAACUGCAAAGAUUCUGGCACAAGCCAGUAAAGGUGGUCCCAGUGGUGAUCAGCCUGGGUGCAAUGCCUAAAGACCUUGGCCUGCACUUAAAAACAAUCCGCGCUGACAAAAUUACAAUCUGUCAGCUACAAAAGCCUACCCUACUCGGAUCUGCACAUAUUAUUUGCCGAUAAUUUCACUUGGGAAGUGUCUGACAUGUGGUCAAAUACAAAAGCCAGCAUAGUUGUCUUGUUUGCUGUGUACUAAUCUUGUUGUGAAUCAAAUAAUAAUAAUUUAUUUAUAACUUUCCCUAUCUCAUGACAGUUUUGUCCCAAAUCCAGUGAGCCAGGGCUUCUUCCUGAUGCAAUAAUCAACAUAAGGCCUUGAAAUAAAAAUGCACAAGCCCUGCCUGUAGACAAUUAGUAUACCAUGGAGAAGGAGGAUGUGUCAGCUUUGUGUGCAGUUGACUUAGAGGAGGAUUCAGUGAUCUGAGCCUGAAACUUUUCUGUUACCUUGUGAGAAAUAAGUCCCCCAGUCCAUUGUUAUGUCUGUAGCUCAUCUUGAUCUUUUCAAAAAGGUAAAUGGGAUUGUUUUAAAAGUAUCAUCCUAACCAAAAGAGCCCCUUUUUUCCCUCAAACCUCGAAGGUGAUAUUCUCACUUUCCAAAUCCCCCAACCUUUGCAGCUAGAUUUCUAAUAGAAGUGCCUGGUAAGAGACAUCACUGAGAGACACCUUUCGCAGCCAGUGUGAUUGGGCUGUGGGUUUUUGCAAUGGACAAUUGGGAAUGGACCAUUGCACCUUAUGGCACGUUUCAGGUCUAGGAAUGCGAAGCAUGCUACUAAAGAGCAAUAUCAGCAACGUGUACAUUCCCAAUAAUCAAGAAUUGGUGCAUUUUUAAGCAGUGGCAAAGAUGUGAGAACAAGAGUGGCUCAUUCCCUUUUUGGUAGUGAUUCCCUCCUCAUGCAUCCUAUUUUCUGCAUUGGAAAAAAAAAUGCGCCCUUUAGGGCUCUUUUGACAUGCUCAGGAAUGCCCCACAAGGACCCAACAGCCUUUAUUGUCCAUAUUAUUUAAAGAAAACAUUUAUUGUGUCUGCCUGUUACUUUCCUGACUUAUUCAUACUCAGAUAUAAUAUGUAGACAUGAGAUAAAAAGUUUGACAAUUCCUUUGCCCAACACCCAUGCUUUGAGAGAGCUUUGCAUCCAGCGGAGAUGAGGCUAGGGUUGCCAAUGGACCAAAUCUGCUGUGCUCUUGUGUCUUUUGCACCCACUCAGUUUGCAGAAUGCAUUGAGUCAGGUUUUUUUUGCCCACCACAGUAGAAAUGUAUUGAAUAUUAUCCUUAAACCUGUGCCCCUUUGGAUGUUGUCAGACUACAACUCCCAUUGUCCCCAACAUGGACUUGAUGGGAAUCCAGCAAUGCUCAGAGAUCCAGACAUUGGCCAACCUCGCUCUAAAAUCCAAUGUUUUUAGCUCCGACUUUGAUGAAAUUAUGAUAUGGUAGCUUCUGUGCUUUGCAAACUGAGCUAUACGUGUCUGAAACUUUUGUCUUACUUAUCUUUGUUCCUACUGUAACCUCAUAACUUUGCAAAUGGCAGCUUUGUAAUGCCAAGACACUGGAGGCAAUGACCACGAAUGUGCAAACGAAGGAUAUCGACUCAAGAGGCCCCAAAAGGUCUCAGCAGGUUCAGAAACAUAGAUAUAUAUAUAUAAGUAAUGUAUGUAUACAAUAUGAAUAUCUCUAUUUUUUUAGAGGAGUAUCAGCAUUCUGCACUUUUUAUUUUUAUUUAAAUGAAUGAAUGGAGCCCUGGUUUUAUUAAUUAUAAUAUGAGUGAAUAAUAAAAAAAGUUGGAACACA